Messenger RNA from Harpegnathos saltator (Jerdon's jumping ant), 938 nucleotides. Its product is annotated as putative nuclease HARBI1. The coding region runs from base 394 to 813 and encodes 139 amino acids. The transcript is spliced from 4 exons. Lineage: Eukaryota; Metazoa; Arthropoda; Insecta; Hymenoptera; Formicidae. The record is from RefSeq and is a predicted model, not a curated record.
AUGGCCCUUGAAUAUUUGGCGUGGGAAUUAGGAUUAGUGGUUGAAAGAGUGCGUCGACUAGAACGGCGUGUGGCAAGAAGGCGGCUGAGAGAUGUUCAAAACCCUUUUCACAUCCCACGAGAUGAAUUCAUCGACUAUUUUCGCCUUACUCCUGAACUGGUAAUCGACAUUGCAACUGCAUUAAGGGUUGAUUUACAGAAUGAACGACUUACUGGCUUAGUGCCAGAAAUAAAGGUGUUGAUAGCCAUACAAUUUUAUGCGCAAGGCAGCUAUCAAAGAAGCAUUGGCAAUCAAUUCCAAUGAAUUGUUAGCCAAUCAACAACAAGCCGUUGCCUCCAUGCCGUAACUGAAGCGAUUAAUCGGCGCUUGCUGCGUAGAUGGGUAAAAUUCCCGAUGACCGAAGAAGAUCGACAGCAAGCGCGUGCAAAAUUCUCCGCUGCUAUUUACCCAUUCGAAGGUGCUAUCGCUGCUAUAGACUGUACUUUUAUUCAUAUUAUAGUCCCUCAUGAAAAUGAAGAGGCGUUCAUUAAUCAUCACGGUCACCAUUCUUUGAACGUGCAAGCGAUUGUUGAUCCAGAUAUGAAGCUACUUAACAUCAAUCCACGAUAUCCAGGUGCACGAAACGACUCAUACAUCUGGAGUACAUCACCAAUUCGUCGAGCAAUGGAAUUUCAUUAUAAUCGAGGAGAACGGAAAACUUGGCUGAUCGGCGAUGCUGGAUACCCUUUGGAACCGUGGCUCAUGACACCAUUGGUCGAUUUUCUUGAAAAUACCCGGCAAUUUCAUUAUACGCAACAGCUCUGUAAGGCAUGAAACAUUGUUGAACGUUUUUUUGGUGUCUUCAAAUCUGUAUGGAGAUGUCUUUCCUAUCAGCGUGUGCUGAUGUAUAGGCCAGCAUUUGCUGCAAAAAUAGUUAAUGCAUGUGCAGUACUGCAUAA